Messenger RNA from Penicillium cataractarum, 273 nucleotides. RefSeq lists its product as uncharacterized. NCBI's taxonomy places the organism in Eukaryota, Fungi, Ascomycota, Eurotiomycetes, Eurotiales, Aspergillaceae. The coding region runs from base 1 to 273 and encodes 90 amino acids. The transcript has a single exon. The record is from RefSeq and is a predicted model, not a curated record.
AUGGAAUCUCCCUCGUCUUACGCUGGCCACAAGCGCAAGGUCGACGACAUGAGUUCAUCAGACGAAGAUGAUGCGCGACCAACCACCGGUUUCCGUGGCUUCGCCAGAGCCCGCGAGCGCUCCGAAUCACCUCCUACGAUGGGUGGCUUGGGUAGCGCUGCCCGCAACCCUUGGAAAAAUAUGGCCAACGCAGCGCCAGCGGCACCCCUCACGGUGGCGCUGCCCCCCGUGGAGGACAAGGCAUGGGAGGAAACUCGUUCGCCGCGCGCAUGA